AUGGGGAUUACCUCACGCCUUAUUUGGAAGCCGCACAGGCGGUUGUGUGUGCUCACCGUACGUGCCAUCACCCACUGCCUGCCCCAGGUGUCCAGAAAUCAAAUCGUGCUGGUGAAUGGGGAGGACCUCACGCCUUACAGGGCAGCCAGCAAGAAGAUUUUCUCUGUGCUCUCUCGGUUCGGAACACUCGAAAGGCUCGGAUUGGACGAGGCGUUUGUGGACCUAUCACCUCAAGUGGCAACCAUGGUGGCAGCAGGAAGCUUCAAGGAAGGCUUCCUUGGGCAUGUGGAGAGGGGUGCAGCAGCUGAGAUUGAAAGGGAAGGCGGACGAGGAAGUGAGAAUGGUCGUUGUCUGUUUCUGGGGCCAGGAGAGUGCCACUUGGCAGCCGGCAGUUGGUUGGCCGGCCAGGCAAAGCGAGCAGUGGAGGAGGAGACGGGGUAUCAAAUGUCUUGUGGGGUGUCGCACAAUAAAAUGCUAGCCAAGCUUGUGAGCUCGCGCCACAAGCCCAAUGACCAGACGACACUUGUCGCGUCCGCAGCCAUGGAUUUCAUCUCCAAUCUGCCCGUCAGGAAGGUGCCAGGUGUCGGCAGGCGAUUGGAGGAGCAGCUUGCCUCCAGGGGUGUGACUGUAAUGAAGGGUCUUCUCACCUUCUCUCUUCAAGACCUGCAGAUAUGGCUCGGCCCGAAGCUAGCGCCAUUCCUCUUUGGUGCGUGCCGAGCCUACGACCCCACGCCUGUAACAUGCAAGGGUCCAGCCAAGAGCGUAUCAGUAGAGGAUUCGUUCCUGCCCAUCCACUCCCUCGCACAGGCUAAGCCCAUAGUGCAAAGCCUGCUGCCUGACCUGCUCGCACGCAUAGAUGAGGAAUGGGAGGAGACGAGUCGACGACCUAAGACGUUCACUGUGAAAUGGAGGAAGAGAGAGAAGGAGUACAGGUUCACAUCUGCCUCGUGCCCCAUGCCUGUGCAAGCCCUCUCCCCCUCCACCCCUCCUGCCCUACGCCUCUCCUCUCUCCUCCACCUCGCUUCCUCCCUCCUCGCCCGCGCCUUCCCUUCUUCUCCAGCAGCAUCACCUGCUACCAGUGCAGCAGUAGCAAGCCAUAAUGCAGCAUCCUGUUCUAUGGUACCAGUACUUUCUGCUGCUGCUGCUAUCGGUGCAGCAGGUAUUGCCACACACUCCAGAGCUGCUGCUACUGCGUCUGCUGCUGCUGGAGAGGCCGCGUUUCGGCUCCUCCCAGUGAUGGUGAUCAACGUGGGUGCAACGAAUUUCGUCUCCUCUUCUCAGCCGGCUCAGUCUGGCCAGCCAGGUGGCACUGCUGCUGCUGCUGAUGAUGAUGAUGUUGCUCCUGGCGGUGGGAGCUUGCACACGUGGCUCAAACGUAAACCACAAGGAGGAGAGUCAGGGGAGGUGGUAGUUGGAGCGACAGAUUUGACUCGAAGGCAUGCGGAGGUACACAGAGGGGCGACGCGGAGUGGUGGGAUGGCUUGUGUGGUGGAGAGUGGUUCCCCUCAGGUGCUGCCAGUGCGGAGGGAUGCUGCUGGGAGUAUGGAUCGGUGGGUGAAGCCACGAGCAGGGGGUGUUGAGCAGAUGUUACAGGGGGAGGGGAAGCACAGAGAUGGGAGACGGGAGAAAGAUGAGAUGUUUGUAAGGGACGUGGUAUCCGGUAAAGAAAAUGGACGCCCUCAGGUGCUGCCACUUGAGAGGUCUGUUGCUGCUGGGAGUAUGGAUCGAUGGGUGAAGCCACGAGGAGUGAAGGCAGGGAAGGUUGUACAGUGGGGAAGGGAGCAGAGAUAUUGGAGAGAUGAGGAAGAUGAGAUGCGAAGGAGAGUGGGUGGUGAGAGGGUGUGCUCUCAGGUGUUGCCACUGAGGAGGGCUGGGAGUGGGUAUUUGGAACGGUGGCUGGGACCUCGAAUGGGUUUAAAAGAGACUGGAGAGGACAAGGAGGAGGUGAUGCAGGGUGAGGUGGCGCAGAUUAAUAUGCUUACGGUGGAAGAGCAGGCGAGGGAUUGUGAGGGUGAGAAGGUGAGGGAUGGUGAAGGGGAGAAGGUGAUGGAUGGUGAAGGGGAGAAGGUGAUGGAUGGUGAGGGGCGGAAGGUAAGGGAUGGUGAAGGGGAGAAGGUGAGGGAUGGUGAGGGGCGGAAGGUGAGGGAUGGUGAGGGGCGGAAGGUGAGGGAUGGAGAUGAGGAGAAAUACUCUGUUCUGGUGAUGCAGAAUGGUGGGGGUGUUGCAGAAGUGGUUCGAGACUUGAUGCCUGUCGACAAGGAGAAGCUUCCCGUCGCCCUCAUUCCAUCUUCCCGUCGCCCUCAUUCCAUCUUCCCGUCGCCCUCAUUCCAUCUUCCCGUCGCCCUCAUUCCAUCUUCCCGUCGCCCUCAUUCCAUCUUCCCGUCGCCCUCAUUCCAUCUUCCCGUCGCCCUCAUUCCAUCUUCCCGUCGCCCUCAUUCCAUCUUCCCGUCGCCCUCAUUCCAUCUUCCCGUCGCCCUCAUUCCAUCUUCCCGUCGCCCUCAUUCCAUCUUCCCGUCGCCCACAUUCCAUCUUCCCGUCGCCCUCAUUCCAUCUUCCCGUCGCCCACAUUCCAUCUUCCCGUCGCCCUCAUUCCAUCUUCCCGUCGCCCACAUUCCAUCUUCCCGUCGCCCUCAUUCCAUCUUCCCGUCGCCCUCAUUCCAUCUUCCCGUCGCCCUCAUUCCAUCUUCCCGUCGCCCUCAUUCCAUCUUCCCGUCGCCCUCAUUCCAUCUUCCCGUCGCCCUCAUUCCAUCUUCCCGUCGCCCUCAUUCCAUCUUCCCGUCGCCCUCAUUCCAUCUUCCCGUCGCCCUCAUUCCAUCUUCCCGUCGCCCUCAUUCCAUCUUCCCGUCGCCCUCAUUCCAUCUUCCCGUCGCCCUCAUUCCAUCUUCCCGUCGCCCUCAUUCCAUCUUCCCGUCGCCCUCAUUCCAUCUUCCCGUCGCCCACAUUCCAUCUUCCCGUCGCCCUCAUUCCAUCUUCCCGUCGCCCACAUUCCAUCUUCCCGUCGCCCUCAUUCCAUCUUCCCGUCGCCCACAUUCCAUCUUCCCGUCGCCCUCAUUCCAUCUUCCCGUCGCCCUCAUUCCAUCUUCCCGUCGCCCUCAUUCCAUCUUCCCGUCGCCCUCAUUCCAUCUUCCCGUCGCCCUCAUUCCAUCUUCCCGUCGCCCUCAUUCCAUCUUCCCGUCGCCCUCAUUCCAUCUUCCCGUCGCCCUCAUUCCAUCUUCCCGUCGCCCUCAUUCCAUCUUCCCGUCGCCCUCAUUCCAUCUUCCCGUCGCCCUCAUUUCCCGUCCCGUCGCCCUCGUUUCCCUUCCCGUCGCCCUCAUUUCCCUUCCCGACGCCCCCAUUUCCCUUCCCGUCGCCCUCAAUUCCCUUCCCGUCGCACUCAUUUCCCGACCCGGCGCACUUAUUUCCCUUCCCGUCGCCCUCAUUUCCCGUCCCGUCGCCCUCAUUUCCCUUCCCGUCGCACUCAUUUCCCUUCCCGUCGCCCUCAUUUCCCUUCCCGUCACCCCCCAUUACCCUCCCCGUCGCAAACAUUACCCUUCCCGUCGCCCUCAUUUCCCUUCCCGUCGCACUCAUUUCCCUCGAGUCCUCCCUCCCCCUCAUCCGCCCUUCCUCCACCUCUCCAUCCUCUCAUCCUCCCUUCAUCUCAUCCUCCCUUCCUCUUAUCCGCCCUUCCUCUCAUCCUCCUUUCCUCUCAUCCACCCUUCCUCUCAUCCUCCCUUCUCUCAUCCUGUCUCCCUCUCAUCCUCUCUUCCUCUCAUCCGCCCUGCGUCUCGACCUUCCUUCCUCUCGUCCUAUAUCAGGCAGAAAAACAAGAGAGAGAGAGGGGUUAGGGAGUGA
This is a messenger RNA of Closterium sp. Naga37s-1, 3831 nucleotides long. NCBI's taxonomy places the organism in Eukaryota, Viridiplantae, Streptophyta, Zygnematophyceae, Desmidiales, Closteriaceae. The record is from the annotation of a GenBank genome assembly.